This is a messenger RNA of Leishmania mexicana MHOM/GT/2001/U1103, 1089 nucleotides long. Its product is annotated as putative RNA 3'-terminal phosphate cyclase. The record is from RefSeq and is a predicted model, not a curated record. The transcript has a single exon. Gene Ontology annotation, biological process: endonucleolytic cleavage of tricistronic rRNA transcript (SSU-rRNA, 5.8S rRNA, LSU-rRNA); ribosome biogenesis. Gene Ontology annotation, molecular function: RNA endonuclease activity. NCBI's taxonomy places the organism in Eukaryota, Euglenozoa, Kinetoplastea, Trypanosomatida, Trypanosomatidae. The coding region runs from base 1 to 1089 and encodes 362 amino acids. Gene Ontology annotation, cellular component: nucleolus.
AUGCUGCACUUCGAAGGCAGCAGCUUGCUUCGGCACCACAUCGUGUGUAGCAUCCUCUCAAAGCAUCCGGUGCGCAUCACCAACAUCCAUGAUGACGAGGACCCGAUGGGCGUUCAGGCCCACGAAGCAAACUUCCUCAAGUUUAUCGACCGCGUCACGAGCGGCUCCUCCCUGCAGUGCACCGACCACAAUACCACGUUGCAGUUCACGCCCGGCAUGAUCUUGGGCGGGUCCUUUUUGCACGAGGUGCCCUCGCAGCGCUGCGUCACGUACGUUAUCGAGGCGGCGCUGCUGCUGCUUCCUUUUGCAAAGUUCGACUCGCGCAUCACCUUUGUAGGCGCCACCCAAGGCGAGCUGGACCUCUCCGUGGACACGGUGCGCACAGUCACCAUGCGGUGGGUGCAGCUGUUUGGGGUGCAGGGCAGUCUGCGGAUCAUCCGCCGCGGCGCCGCCCCUGGUGGCGGUGGUGCGGUGGAGCUAGACAUCAAGGCCAUCCGGCGUCUCACUAGCACUACGGCGAAGGAGCGCGGGCGGGUGCGGCGCAUUCGCGGCAUCGCCUUCGCCUCUCGGACCGCGGCCGACCUGCCGCAGCGAACCGCUACUGCAGCCAAAGGAGAACUGCUCAACUUGCUGCCUGAUGUGUACGUGGUGACCGAUGUAGACAACGGCAAGGCCAACCGGAACGACCGUGUCAGUGGCUACGGCGUUGUACUGGUCGCCGAGACAACGAGCAAGCUGUGCGUCAUCUCCCAGGAGUCGGUCGCCAUGCCGCAGGAAUCACCCGAGGACGUCGGCAAGCGUGCAGCACAGCUUUUGUUCGACCAGAUUUACGAGGGUGGCUGCGUCGACGCGCACCAUCAGAUGCUGGUGCUGCUGCUGAUGGCACUCAGCCCGGACGAGAUCUCAACCGUGCGCUUCGGCCAACUGAGCGCGAGCGGUGUGUCGGCGCUGAUGCUGAUGGACUCGUACUUUGGAGUGUCGUGCGCCGUCAAGCCAGACCCGUCCUUCGCGGGGCCGAAUCUGCCCCCCACAACGCUAGUGACCUGCCUCGGCAGCAAUGCCGUGAAUGUUUGGAAGAAGGCAAGCUGA